AUGGCAGACAAAUUCGAAGUACCCGUAGUCGAUGGCACAAUAGCAGCGCAAGCCGCACUCGAACAAAAGAAUGAAAUCGUCGCACUUAAUGAUACAGACGGCUCAUGGAAGUUGGAUUUAGGUAAGGGUUUUCACACGCAAUGGGAACAGAUUACAGCAUUAUUAACUACCAGUUUGGAUGAAGAUGCUGUUGAGGCCUCUAGUCACGGUGGUAAUUCAUCGAUAAAUGAUGCGGCUGAUAUAACAGAAGAAAAAGUUUUCAUCAUUAGUCUUCUGGGUAAUACAUCAAGUGGUAAAAGUUUUAUAACGCGAUGCUUACUCAGUGACUCGGAAGACACUGAUUUGGUCAAUGGUCCAGUGUGUAUCGAUGAAGCAGAGAAAAAAGGUGCCACAACAACCAACAUAAAUUGUUACUUGAAAAAGUUCACGAACAAUCAAAAGACUAUUGUCUUGGACUAUGAAGGUGAAAAGGGUUCUGGAUUUCCCUUGCUACAGUUUGCUCAGCAACGUCUUGCACGUGUGUCACGAACUGCAGAAAAGGCACAACAGCGUCGACAAGCCGUCACGGAUUAUUUCCCCAAACUCGCCUAUAUCCUCAGUAACGUCGUCAUUCUCAUAGGCAAUGAUGAUCUGGCGUCCACUGAUUAUUUGACUCGUUGUCGUGAGUUUGCCUUGAAAGCAAAUGAUGGAGUCAAUCAUAUGGUCAAUCCACCAAUGCUCAUUAUUAUUCAAAACAAAGGAUCUGUAGUUCAAUCGCAGAAUUACGAAGAGAUCACCAAAAAAUUCUUUGAUAUCCACGGACAGGAGGCAGCUGUUUUGGAACGCUAUUUCUCUGACAUUAAAUGCUUCUGUUUACCGCAUCGGGCACAACUUCAACGGACUAAAAACGGCCUCAAGGACGGCCAAGUUAUUUUUAAUCAACAAAUAGUCGGCAUGAAAGAAAUCUUUUUGAAAAGUUAUAAUGACAGUUUAGAACGAGCACUGACGAAUGCCCAAUGGUUAUAUCUGCUUCAACGUGUUUUACCCAUAGUUCAACAAGGCGAAUCAGUUUCGUUACAUACACUUCUUAGUGAAAUUGUCGCCCCUGACGGUGAAAAAAUGAUCGAUAUAAGUCGUCGUUGCUUCUUGUAUGCUUAUGAAAAGCAGGCGAUUCAUUCGCCUGCAUGGUUUUACUGUUGCUGUUACUUCGCUAUUCGUGUAAUGACUCAUUUUCUUGCGGUGCAAAAUUAUCAUCGACAGGAACUGAUGUCGGAAUGCGUUGUCAGUGAACAGUGUGAUAAGGCCUUGAGCGAACUGUCGAAAAAACUCGAUGAAUUCCAGCCAUGUGAAGCACUCUACAGUGGAAAAGGCCGUUCAUCGAAAAAGAACGAUACUGAGAAGCGUAUUUACUGUUACCAACACAAAGGUGCCCACAGAGAUGGUCAUCGAACAUGUCAAUCGGUGUAUGGGUUAACUCGGUUGAGCGAGUUUUUUGGUUGGAGUUUGACGGAUAUCUGGCAAGGUGACUUCAUCUCUUCGACGAAAAAUAAGUUUAAAAAUACAAUCUUCCCAAAAGCUAUGGUCAAGGAUAUGUCAAGUAUGAUAAAAGAUCUAGUGACCAUCUUUCGACAAGACCAAUAUGCUGUGUAUGAUAUGUUUGCUGUACUAUUAAAUGAGCAAUUCAGCGAAAAAUCGCCGAUGAUUUUUAGACGUAUUUGCUUUCAUCCGCUAAAACCAGCUUCACCUUUAGGCGGCUCGCUUCGACUUGAUAACGAUCAGAGACAUACACUUAGUCGCCGAUUACUGUAUCAACAGUCUUUGGCCGAAUUAUUUUUAAAGUCUGUCAAGGCAACUAUCAAUGGCUUUGGUUCAUGUGACGAGUGUCAAGAAAAGCUCCAUGCUUCAUGGAACAGAUUAUUAUCAAUCCCUCGUCCACCACCUGCUCAGAUUUCUCAAGUGGCAGUCGAAGAGGUACAGGGUUGUGCCAUCUGUUUCGAUGGUCUUCGCAAUUUCCUCCUCAUCCCUUGCGGUCAUCGGGGUUACUGCGAAAAAUGUGCUGACGAGAUUCUUCGCGAGGCAGGCUAUUGCCCAUUUUGCCGGGCACCGGUUAGUGCAAAACAGCGCGUGAUUGAUGUUUGA
Adineta steineri is the source of this 2118-nucleotide messenger RNA. Lineage: Eukaryota; Metazoa; Rotifera; Eurotatoria; Adinetida; Adinetidae. The record is from the annotation of a GenBank genome assembly.